This is a messenger RNA of Suricata suricatta (meerkat), 6707 nucleotides long. It is a transcript of the gene ZYG11B, whose product is annotated as zyg-11 family member B, cell cycle regulator. The transcript is spliced from 14 exons. Gene Ontology annotation, cellular component: Cul2-RING ubiquitin ligase complex. Lineage: Eukaryota; Metazoa; Chordata; Mammalia; Carnivora; Herpestidae. Gene Ontology annotation, molecular function: protein binding. The record is from RefSeq and is a predicted model, not a curated record. Bases 153 to 2249 code for a protein of 698 amino acids.
AGGAGGCAUCUCCGUAUUCCUUACUUGAUAUCUGCUUGAAUUUCCUGACUACUCACCUUGAGAAGUUCUGUUCAGCAAGACAAGAUGGAACAUUGUGUCUUCAGGAACCUGGAGUAUUCCCACAGGAGGUGGCUGAUCGACUGCUUCAGACCAUGGCCUUUCAUGGUCUACUGAAUGAUGGAACUGUAGGCAUUUUCAGGGGCAACCAGAUGCGCUUAAAGCGAGCUUGCAUUCGCAAGGCCAAGAUCUCUGCCGUUGCUUUCCGAAAAGCCUUCUGUCACCACAAGUUAGUGGAACUUGAUGCCACAGGUGUGAAUGCUGACAUCACAAUUACAGACAUUAUCAGUGGGCUUGGCAGUAACAAAUGGAUCCAGCAAAAUCUCCAGUGCCUAGUGCUGAACUCAUUAACUCUCUCCCUCGAAGAUCCUUACGAGCGAUGCUUCAGCCGGCUUUCUGGCCUUCGAGCAUUAAGCAUCACUAACGUUCUCUUUUACAAUGAAGACCUGGCUGAAGUUGCCUCAUUGCCAAGAUUAGAGAGCCUGGAUAUUUCUAACACCUCGAUCACAGACAUCACAGCUUUGCUGGCCUGCAAAGACCGACUCAAGUCUCUAACCAUGCACCACUUGAAAUGUUUAAAAAUGACAACUACCCAGAUACUGGAUGUUGUUCGGGAACUAAAACAUCUGAAUCAUCUUGACAUUUCAGAUGAUAAACAGUUUACAUCAGACAUAGCUCUUCGCUUACUAGAACAAAAGGACAUCCUACCCAACCUCGUCUCACUAGAUGUUUCUGGGAGAAAGCAUGUGACAGAUAAAGCUGUUGAAGCCUUUAUACAACAACGGCCCAGCAUGCAGUUUGUAGGUUUGCUGGCCACUGAUGCAGGUUACUCUGAAUUCCUCACCGGCGAAGGACAUUUGAAGAGUCAAGGAUGGCCCAGAAGUGGAUAUUGUGACCCAAAUGGCAAGGUGUCUGGAGAAGCCAAUGAAACUCAGAUUGCAGAAGCAUUAAAGCGGUACAGCGAACGAGCAUUCUUUGUCCGGGAAGCUCUGUUUCACCUUUUUAGCCUGACUCAUGUGAUGGAAAAAACAAAGCCAGAAAUUUUAAAGCUUGUGGUUACUGGGAUGAGAAACCACCCUAUGAAUUUGCCAGUACAACUUGCUGCAAGCGCCUGUGUGUUUAACUUAACUAAGCAGGAUCUUGCUGCAGGAAUGCCUGUCCGACUGCUGGCUGAUGUGACCCAUUUGCUGCUCAAAGCCAUGGAACAUUUUCCCAAUCACCAGCAGUUACAGAAGAAUUGCCUCCUUUCACUUUGUAGUGACCGGAUCCUUCAAGAUGUUCCAUUCAACAGGUUUGAAGCAGCCAAGCUUGUCAUGCAGUGGCUCUGCAACCAUGAGGAUCAAAACAUGCAAAGGAUGGCAGUUGCUAUCAUUUCCAUCCUGGCUGCCAAGCUUUCUACAGAGCAAACUGCACAGCUUGGGGCUGAGCUCUUCAUUGUCAGGCAACUUCUUCAAAUAGUGAAGCAGAAAACCAAUCAAAAUUCAGUGGACACUACUUUGAAGUUUACUUUGAGUGCACUUUGGAACCUCACAGAUGAAUCUCCAACCACUUGCAGACAUUUUAUUGAAAACCAAGGGUUAGAACUCUUCAUGCGGGUUCUAGAGUCUUUCCCAACUGAGUCAUCCAUUCAACAGAAAGUUCUAGGACUUUUGAAUAAUAUAGCUGAAGUGCAAGAAUUGCAUUCUGAAUUAAUGUGGAAGGAUUUUAUAGACCACAUCAGUAGCCUCCUGCAUAGUGUUGAAGUGGAAGUCAGUUACUUUGCAGCUGGAAUUAUUGCCCAUUUAAUAUCUAGAGGUGAACAAGCUUGGACAUUGAGCCGUAGUCAGAGGAAUUCUCUUCUGGAUGAUCUGCACUCGGCUAUUUUGAAGUGGCCAACUCCAGAGUGUGAGAUGGUAGCAUACAGGUCCUUUAAUCCAUUUUUCCCAUUACUUGGCUGUUUCACAACACCAGGAGUCCAGCUAUGGGCAGUUUGGGCCAUGCAACAUGUCUGCAGCAAGAAUCCCUCCAGGUAUUGCAGCAUGCUAAUUGAGGAAGGAGGAUUGCAGCAUUUAUACAACAUCAAGGAACACGAACAGACGGAUCCCCACGUCCAACAGAUUGCUGUGGCCAUUCUAGACAGCUUAGAAAAACACAUCGUGCGCCAUGGGAGACCACCUCCCUCUAAGAAGCAGCCCCAGGCUAGACUAAAUUGAUAGCCAUAAGUAAUCGAAUAACUGGAUCACACCUAUCUUUUUUGUCCUAGGUUCAUUUGGAAUAUCUUACCCUCCGUGACGUUUUAGGGGUUUCUAUGACAUGAAUCGUAAGAUCAGUUUGGGAUUGACGGUGUAAAGUACUGCCCAUGUGAACAGUCUCUGAUUUGUCUUGUGAUUUUUAACUUCUGAGGCAAGAAGGGUCUCUCCUUUCAUCAUUGCCUUUUAGGAAAUUUUCCACAUCUUUCUGUGUUUAAACUUACUUGUGCUUGAAAUUCUACAGUUUUAUGAUAAAGUUUGCACGAACCCUUAGGCCAGACUUUUCUGAUCCUAAAGUCCCUUCCAGUCAAUUUGCAGCUUCAGAUAAGCUGUCAACCUGAUCUCUGGCACUGCCUCAGUUGUAAGUUUUAUACUGCUUCUGUAUAAAUGCCUCUCUUCUCUGUCUGUGUACCUUUCAUAAGAUGUCCUUAGUGUGAAAGAGUGGAAAUCCAAGUCCUCUUUGAAAGCUACUUACCAACUAGAGCCCGGAUGGUUGGCAGAAAAAAUAUAUUGGAAAGAAAACUAUUGAGGGAAAAAGAGAGAAGGAACUAGAGAAAGGUCUGCUCUUACAGUUAAGUUUUUAGACUGGGACAGGCGAUCCUUCUGGAGCGCACCUUUCCCGAGGCCGUACGCAGUAGCUCGUUCUUCCUGGAGGCAUGGGCUGCUGCUUCCUACACAGACUGCUGGUUACUCUCUAGAAGUAUUUCCCUGGACAUCACAGUGUAAAAUAUUACCACAGUCUAUGUUAAAGAUUAAUUGUCUGAAUCUCUAGAAGUCAUACUGUCGUGAAAAUGUGAAUUUUUAUGAAAUUGUCUCCUGUUAAAACUGACCAUUAUUUUCCCUCUAUUUCAAAGUCAUUUUAUUCAGCGAAAUAGAGACUACACAUGGUAUUUACAGUUAACAGCAGUAAAUUUUGUCACAAGAAGUUAAAUUUUCUUUUUUUUUUUUCUUACCAAAAUACAUGUAUCUUAAUGUUCUCAUUUUGGAGAAGGAUGUCCACACCUCACUGCCAAAUAUGAAUGAGAAACAUUGGACUGUUGUUAAAUUUAAUGAUUCUAGUUGUAGUGUGUAACAGGAAAUAUUUUUUCAUGGGUAUUUUUUAGACAAUUGCCUUUCCUUUUAAGAUACCCGUUACAGCAUAGUAAAGAAUAAGUUAUUAUGUCAGUAAUGGCAGGAGGGAGGCAGCAGGUCACCAAGAAAUUUAAUUUCCAUCCAAAAUUUUAGUUUGUGAAUAAGGUUAGUCACAAUUUCAGAUGAUUGCAUUUUUUUUCAAAGAUGGCCAAACUGUUUUCAAAGAGAUUUAAAAUGAUAUGUUUAAAUUAUGGUGAUUAUUCAGAAGCAUUUUAAUUUAGAAAAGAGCUGGCUUCUUAUGCUGAUAACAUUUUUGACAUACAUAUUUCAUACCACUAUCACAAAAAUCAUACUUGAAUUAUUUCAUACUCCUUUGCAGGGAUGAAAACUUAAAGAAAAUAGGUCUUUAGAACCAUUAAAAACGAUAUUAUAUUGUGGAUUACUUCUAACUUAAUUGGUUUAAGGAAUUUUUAUAGGCACAAGAUAGAUUUUCCCAGAUUGUCUAUUUGGGGAGAAAAUGGAAGAUUCUUUUAGCUUUCCCCAUUUUUCCUAGGUUUUAAUGUUUAAGGCAAAAUGUAGAAAAUAGGGUGGCCUGCACUAGCUUUGAAAUCGCUAGCUAUGUUGACUAUCUCCAGUCCUCUUAGCUUGGAAAGUUAAGGGAAAGCCUAGUUGAGAAGUUUGGCUUCAAGUUUCUCUUCUGCCCUGUUCAAGACAAAAGUGCAUGUUCCUUAGAGGCUAGGCUUAGGUUUUUAUCUCUACAAAUUGCUUUCAGAAAUAACUAAAAGUGUACAGAAAACAAUAACCCCUUCAUUACUCAGAAUAACUUGAUAGAUGAAGACUCAAGAAUAUUGAAAAUUAAUUUUAAAUAUACCACUUUGAUCAUUGGUAAUGGUGGGAUAUUUCUGAGUCUUAAAAGCAAACUAAUUGAUCACAUCUCGUAAAUAAAAAUUGUAGUGCCUUUGUGGUUGGGAUGGUUUUUAAAAUUGUAUGUCUAACUAAGGCACAGAAUUGUGUGUAAGGUCUUGAAUCUGGCUAAAGUAUAGUAGAUGUGUAUACUGAAAUUAUGAGGCAUAACUGGCCUGUGUCUACAGUUAGAACCUAUUAGGCCUCCCUUUUACAUGUGUAUAGUAGAAUGUAACAGUACUUGGUGCCUUCACGGGUUACCGCUUCAGUGGCUUAGAGGUGCUGUUUCAAGCACAAUUUAGACUAGGGUUGAACCACUCGUUGCUCAAAUCAUUGGUGCACUCAGAUAUUGUAAAGUAUCACUACAUCAGUCCACAAGCAGCAGCAAGGUUUAGAUCUACCAAAGGAAAUGGAAUUAGACUUUAAAGUAUAAUGAUGCAUGUCGGUAUUGAGUAAAACAAAAAGUCUAAAAUUAAACCAAAAAUAAGGCAUCUUGUUCUUUACAUCAUAAAACUUUUCCUCAUGGUCCUUACACUUUUUGUUUUGGCAGUUGAAAAGAAACAUAAAUUAAGUAGUAAUAAGGGGUUAGUUUACUCUCUGGCUAAGAACUCAGUGGUUACGGAUCUUAAUUUAGGAUUUAAAAAAUCAUAUCAGAACCACAGUUCAAGGAAUUGACCUUAAAUAUUGCUGCUUUUUACCCCUGGACAGAAAUGCCAUUUAGUGGCACUAGUCAACUUAAUUAUCCAAGGUGGAGGUGAAUCACCAUAAAAGGGUGCUAUGGGAAUUUAAUUUCAUGAUCUCUUUUGUUUGCAAACUUCAAAGAUUCAUGUUUAAAAACCUCAAUCUGUCAAGCCUAGGAAGUUGUACUUACUAUUGAGACCUUGUGAGUUGGCCUUUUUUCCUCCCUAGUCACUUUCAUUUAGCUAUAUGUUUAAUUAUGCCAUGUGUCAAGAUAGCAUUGGGCCUCUUCCUAGCCCUUUGGAGCACAUUUUAAUGAAAAUAUAUUUAAUGUGCUCAAUUAUGGUACAUUAAUGAAAAAUGGUUUUGGCUUAGUGUUUCAAAAUGCAUGGUGCCCUCAUAGAACAACCUGCAGCAGAACCUGAGAUUGAAAAGAGGUCACGAGUGGCAGGGAAAACCCACCCCUUUCCUCCCACCUCUACCGUCAUGUUUACAGUAUUUGGUCAUUGUGCAACAUUUAUUUUGGAAUAAACAGUAUUAUUAAACUGAAGGUGUAAAUUAAAGGCAGUAUCAUAAUGUCAGCUGAUGUGGGCAGUUUUAUCUGUAUGUUACUUAUUUGGGAACUUGAUGUGGGCAGGGCUUCAGAGUAGUGUUCUAAGGCAGCUUACAGAGAAGUUUGCAAACACGACUUCCCUCUCGAAUCCAUUGUAGCAGUUUCAAAUGAUUGUGUGGAUAGUGGAUGUUUAAUCUUUACCAUUUGCUUUGUAUUGACACAUUUUUCAUUUUAAGUGUUUAACUCACGUACUGUUUAUUUUAGGAAUAAUGCAAAUCCAACCUUCAUCCAGUGAUGAGAAUAGCAGUAUGAUAGGAAUUUGCUGAAUGUGCUUUAAAUGAGCAAUUGCUUUAUCGUUUUUAGUAUCUCAUAGACUUUGCAUGACACGGUACACUUCUAAUUAUGCAUUCCUUAGUUCCCAAAUUUUAACCUAAGACAUUCUAUAUUAACUGAUGGGUAGCCUGAGAAAGUGCUUUCUCUGGCUGUUUCUCCCCUCACCCAAUAUUUUUGGGGAACUUACAGGAAAGUCCAUGCUAUUUCUCAUUUCUCUGGAUGAAGCGAAGUUCGUUGGGAUGGCACAACCAAACUUUAGAACUAGAUAGAAUGGCUAUUAAGAAUAUUUAGAGAAUCCAAAUUUAUCAGAAUUACUCUAUGGAAAAUCAUAAACCUAGUUCAUUAAUACUAUGUGUUUAAUUUCUAACUUUUGGGAAAACUGUUCAAAUGGGUUCUUAAGCUUAUUGUAAUCAGCUUAGAAGCAAGAAGCUACUUAGCUAAUGAAAGCUGAGAUACACUUUCAUAAAAGCAAGAAAUUACUGAGUGCAUUUUUUUCUUUAAAACUGGGACGAUAUUAAUGUCAAGAUUUAUCCUCAGAUAAUCAGCAAAAAUAAAACUAAAACCCUUGAGUUCUGUAGAAUUCCCACUGUCAAAUUCCCAUGGACUUGUGAGAGAAAAGCUAUCUUUUGCUUGAAUUUUGAUGGAAGGGUUUAACUCCUUUCAAAGGAUAUGAAAAAUUCACUGGGAAAUAUAAUGUGUAUACAUUUCCAAGGCUCUCAAUUAUCUGGAUUGAAGGCACUGUUCUUACCUGGCCAGAUGAAUGGGAGUGUUCUGCACAUGAAUCAUGCUAUAUUUUAAAUCAGGACAUCACUUAGGUAUUAAUGUGUGUACAGAGUUUUGUUUUGGGAAUUUUUUUUUUGCCUAAAUAAAUGUUAUAAAUUUUA